Molecule: messenger RNA, 3213 nt
Organism: Theobroma cacao (cacao)
Lineage: Eukaryota; Viridiplantae; Streptophyta; Magnoliopsida; Malvales; Malvaceae
Source: RefSeq, a predicted model, not a curated record
CUGGGUGGUGAUAUCAUUCAAACUGUUUACUCUUCCCAGAGAAAAAGAAAUUCAUUGAAAGAAAGUUUGUUAAUUUCCAACACAUUGGUUGAAGAUAUCACACUUAGUGGAAUUAACGAUACAGUUAAGAAAUUUUGAACAAUUUGAUUCAAAAAUUGCUGUAAAUUGUGAAGGCACUGGAAAUUUUCCCUCAGUCUCAGGUUUCCGCCGUAAUCCAGAACAAGGAUGGAGUUAUCAGAGGAGUGGAAAUCUUAUUUCCCCAUAGGCAAAUCCUUGGACCCGCCGCUUCUCCUCUCUUCUGCUUCGCCUGGUCCUCUUUUCUUCAUCCCAAAACCCAGAACCUUUCCUAAGACCCUUUUCUCUUCUCCCUCUCUUUUCCCUCCCCUCCAUCCUCCUCCUUCUCGCCUUUCUUUCUCUCGAUUCCUCUCCACUUCUUCUGUCCCUUACUCCGCUUCUUCCUCUAUUGCUUCCCGCUUCGGCCUCGAGUCCUUCUAUGAUGACGCCGCUUCUUCGUCCUUUUUAUCGCAUAAUCGCCUCCACCUUCUCCACUGCCCCGACCAAAACAUUGCUGUCGUCUUCUUCACGACUGGCGCCAACCAUGACAGAAUUGGGUUCUUCGCUGUUCACGUCCAGGACAACGAUUUCAAGUUUCUGGGUGAUCGGGAUGGUGACAUCUUGAUUUCACACAACCACUGCAAUCACAAAAUACUGAGGAUUUUGGUGAGCCCAGUUGACGAUGACGAUUUCGAGGAAAAUUCAGGUGAUUCUGUUGUUGGGUAUUUAAUGGCUUGUACUUUGUAUUCUGUUCAUUGGUAUUCUGUUAAAUUUGUUAAGUCUAGCAAAAGCCCUGCUUUGGAUUACUUAGGUUGUAAGUUGUUCAAGAGUUCCUCGAUUGUCAGUGCUUGUUUCAGUCCACAUUUACCUCAAGAAAGUAUGGUUUUGUUAGAGAAUGGUGCAUUGUUCUUUUUUGAUUUAGAGUCUGAUGUUAACUGUCAAAUACCCAAUGCCUAUUUUAAAGGGAAUAAAUUGAGAGUUUUAUGGAAUGAUUCGAGUGGUUCAGAGAAUUAUAAAUGGUUGGGUGUUGAGUUUAGUUGGCAUCCUAGGAUUUUGAUUGUUGCCCGCUCAGAUGCUGUCUUUUUAGUUGAUAAUAGGCUUGACCAAUGUAACGUAAUUUGUUUAGCUAAGGUUGAGAUGUUGAGCCCAUAUACUGUCGAUGAAGAGGAUCAGUUCCUAGCGUUUUCUAGAGCAGGAGCUGAUGGGUUUCAAUUUGUUUUGGCUUCCCGUAGUCUACUGGUGCUUUGUGAUGUGCGUAAACCAAUGAUGCCACUGUUGCGUUGGGCUCAUAAUCUUGAUAAUCCAUGCUAUAUUCAUGUGUUUAGGUUAUCAGAAUUGAGAUCACAAUCAAGGGAUGAUAGGUACCACUGGGCAACUGAAUCAGGUUUUUGCAUAAUAUUGGGAUCGUUUUGGAAUUGUGAGUUUAGGCUGUUCUGUUAUGGCCCUUCUCCAGCCAGUGAAGGAUCCACUGCUUCGGAGAUUGCAAAGUUUUGCAAACCAUUUUUGGCGUGGGAUCUUCCUUCAGAUCUCUCAUUGUCAAGUCGAGAGUGUCAUUGUGGAAGUUGUCUUGUUAGAGAAGAAUUUUCAAAGGGUGCUCUUCCUGAAUGGGUUGAUUGGCAGCAGAAGAAAGAUAUUGUCCUGGGAUUUGGAAUUUUGAAUAGGGAUAUCUCUGAAUUGGUGUGCGAGUCUGAUGAAUUUGGAGGUUUUACUUUGAUUAGGCUAAUGUCUUCGGGAAAGAUUGAAACUCAAAGAUAUUGUGCCUCUUGGGAUUUGGUGCAGAAAUUAGAUGUAGGUCACAGAGAACCAUUGUUGAAUUUUGAGGAUAGCUUACUGUACUCUUUUGGUGAUGAUGAAUACAAAUUUCCUAAAAAAUUUAAGUAUUUGAAUCUUGACUAUCUUCGUGGGUAUUUGAAUGGAAAUGUUGCUGAAGUCCUAGAUUCCAAGAUGAAGUCUUGCAAGGGUCCUUUGGAGAAGGAAUCUUUUGGUCUAGACUUUCAUGAAAUUUUGUGUGAGAAGUUGAAGGUCUGUGGAUUUGGUCGAUUCAGGUCCUCUCCUCCACUUGCCAUUGUUUUCAAUGACAUUAGCUCGCCAACAAGCAUAUGUGAAGUUGCUUCAAGGCAAAUGUGGGCAACCUUACCUUUGGAACUUUUACUACUGGCUUUCUCUGGCUACUCUGACCUAUUUGAUGCACCGUUUGACGACAAUACAAUGCCUUUGAAAUUUUCAGUUGUUCCAGACCUACCUCAGUUACCUCCUUUCCUAUUAAGGAAGCCCUCAUGCUGCAGCACUAAGUGGUCACAUAAAGUGUGGCCUGAUGAUUCACUUGUGGGUCCUGUUCUUCCCCUUCCUGUUCUACUUACUCUUCAUGAGUUUCGUAAUGGCUGUCCUGAUUCGGAGAACAUGUGUGAAUAUUCAUCAGAGGUGGAACUUGGCCUUCGGUGCAAUGAAGUCAUGCAGGUUGCUGCAGAAAUGGCUGUAUCAGAUUCUAGCUUGCUUGACAAUGACGAAGCCAUCUCUCUUGCUGAUGACAGAGAUGGGAUGUGGUUGGACUCUCAAAGGCCAAAACCGUUCUUCUUAUAUCAUCCAGUGGGAGGUGAGCCAUCUAGCACUGGUCAACUGCAGGGAAACCAUAUGUAUAAAGAUGAGAAAUUUAUUACCAUGAUUACCAAAGUGCAUGAGAAGGAGGCUGAUUCUAGUGUCACAAUGGCUAAUGUUGGGCUGGAACUAUUUGAUGAUCUAUGUCUCAUUGAGUUGAAGUUUGAUGUUCCUGCCAUGAACUUUAUGUCACAGGAAUUAGAAGCAUACAAGACAUUGAAAAGGCAGUUCUCGAAGUGGCAAGAACAUUUUAACCCAUAUCAGGAACUGUGCAAGCAGAACAAUCUUAAUUCUCAAAGGAGGGAAUGAUAUGCUGUGUUGGUGUAAAUUUCCAUCUUCUUCUUGUAACUAUAUCUUAGAAUCUAGUUUGCUCGGAGCUCCUGUUUGCUUUCCAUCCUUUGGCUCGGAGCUGUUGUAAGAUGAUAUAGCAGUACUUGUGAUAGGUCUUUUAUUCCUUGCUCUGUAUAUGUUUGCAGCCACAGGUUUACCCUAGAUGUUGUAACGGGAUCAUUUUAGCUUUGUAAAUGUCACAAUUUCAAUGAGCAAAACUAGUUUCUUUUAUCU